CGGAUUUUUUUCCUUUUAAACUACACGGUUUUCUACCAAAAUUAGGGUUAUAACUAGAAUUAUUAGAGUUAUAAAUAGAAAAUAUUAGGGUUAUAUGCGCAGCUGUUUUUUUGGGGUGUGCUCGUAUACUUGAUACGAUCAGGGCUUAUGACGAUGGUUGUUCCUGUGUUCGAUGGGACUCAUUAUGAGUGUUGGAGCGUAAAAAUGAAAACCUUUCUGAAGGCUAUCGAUCUAUGGGAUGUCGUGGAGACAGGAAUAGUUCAACAAGAGGAAAUUUCAUCGGCAUAUCAAAAAUUUGAAGAAGGUUAUGCAUCGUCAUCAUCAUCCACUGCUUCAGCCUCGUGGAUACAAUGGAUGGAAAUGAAGGACACAACAGCGCUUCAUAUGAUCCAAAACGCAUUAACCUUUGAGAUUUUUCCGUGGAUAGCUUCUGCUACAUCAUCAAAGGAGGCAUGGGAGAUUUUGUCAGCGAAAUCACUAGGCGGUCCUAUGUAUCAAGCUAGAAAACUUCUUAAUCUCAAGAAAGAGUAUGAUGAUAUGAAAAUGAGCGACACGGAAACAGUUCAUGAAUUCACUGGGAAGGUAAUGGAACUUGUGUUUCGUAUGAGGUCUUGUGGAUGGGAGAUCGAAGAUAAAGAAGUGGUGGACAAGAUUCUUUCCUCUUUGCCUUUAAGGUUUAAUGAAGCGUUGGUCGGAGAAGCGGAAACGCUUUCUAUUUGCGAUCUUAUUGAUUUCUUGCUGGUGCAUGAAUACAAUUCGGCUCAAGAAUCUGUAGAAGAAUCGGUCACUGGUGUGGAAAAAAGUCACGGUGACGAACGUGAAACGUCAAACUCUUCGGAAAAUGUCACUCAAAGCAAACGGAGCAUCAGAAAGGUUAAAGUCUCCCAAGUGCCAUUGACGGAAAGACGGAGAAAAGAGGAGUGGGAAGUAAAAGUUUUUCUUGUGAUUUCGUUUUUCGUUUUGGUCUAUCUUUUGUUAUGACCGAAGGUUUUCAAUUAAAUGCAUGAUGAGAAAGAGAAAAAUAAUACUAGGUUUCAGUCAAGUUCUUUGUAAGUUUGGGUUGUAGCAAAUUUGCAUCAUGUUAGAGAAUUAGUUGAGGGUUUGUCUCCCUGAGAGACAUUCCGGUGAGUAGUACUGUGAUGUGAUUGCUCGCUGUCCAGAGUAAGUAGAGCGUUUGUUUUGCCACUUGAUGGGAAGAAAGCAUUCGUUUGUUUUGGUGUUUGACUUUA
Molecule: messenger RNA, 1229 nt
Organism: Raphanus sativus (radish)
Lineage: Eukaryota; Viridiplantae; Streptophyta; Magnoliopsida; Brassicales; Brassicaceae
Exons: 2
Coding region: 148-981 (277 amino acids)
Source: RefSeq, a predicted model, not a curated record